AUGUCCACCCGAGGCCGUUCAACUUCUCCUCACCCUCUUCACGAUGGCGACGUCGACAUGGACAAUGGCAAUGGCGUGGAGAAGUCACACGUGAAGGUCAUUCAGGUGUCUAAUCUUACCCGCAAUGUCGUCGACGCCCACCUACGCACCGUGUUCGGCUUCUAUGGUCAUAUUGUCAAAAUAGAUCUACCCAUCUUCGGCAAAUCUGGGCAAAACAGGGGAAAGGCCUCCCUCGAGUUCGCCGAUUCCGCGUCUGCGCACAAGGCCAUAUCCCAUAUGAAUGGUGGCCAGCUGGACGGUGCUGUGCUCAAAGUCGAGCUAUCUGAGUUCCCAGUACGCUCCCGCUCGCGUUCUCCUCGC
This is a messenger RNA of Postia placenta MAD-698-R-SB12, 360 nucleotides long. RefSeq lists its product as hypothetical. The transcript is spliced from 2 exons. Gene Ontology annotation, molecular function: RNA binding. Gene Ontology annotation, cellular component: ASAP complex; cytoplasm; nucleoplasm. Gene Ontology annotation, biological process: mRNA splicing, via spliceosome. Lineage: Eukaryota; Fungi; Basidiomycota; Agaricomycetes; Polyporales; Adustoporiaceae. The annotation marks the transcript as partial. The record is from RefSeq and is a predicted model, not a curated record.